Aegilops tauschii subsp. strangulata is the source of this 1275-nucleotide messenger RNA. Its product is annotated as F-box protein At2g17830-like. The record is from RefSeq and is a predicted model, not a curated record. NCBI's taxonomy places the organism in Eukaryota, Viridiplantae, Streptophyta, Magnoliopsida, Poales, Poaceae. Gene Ontology annotation, molecular function: protein binding.
AUGUCAGGCGGCACCAAACGCUGCCGCCAGCCCGCCGGCACGCGCCUCCCGCGAGACGUGAUUGCCAGCAUCCUCGUCCGCCUCCCCGCGAUCGAACUCCGCCGCCACUGCCGCGUCUGCAAGGAGUGGCGCGAUGUCAUCUCCGAUCCAGCGUUCAUCAAAGCGCACAUGGUCCAAGGACCGCGGGCCCCGACCCACACCGUCGUGUUCGUGCCCUCCUCCAGUCGCUGCGGCGGCCGUGGGUGCCUCUUCGACGAGCACUGGCGGCUCACUGCCAGGUUCACCGUCGGCGAUUCGGAGGUCCUGAUAGGGACGUGCAACGGCCUGCUUUGCUUCCACGACCAACUCAAAGGCGUCAUGAAGGUCGUGGAACCAUUCACCGGUGAGUCGUUGGCGGUGCCGGUGCCGACAGAUUCGUCACGCUGGCGCGUCGCCCGUUCCUACUGCUUCGGCUUCGACGCCACAAGGAGGCAAUUCAAGAUCGUUCACAGAGGCAAGCCCUGUGGCCAGCCCUAUAUUCCGGGCGUGCGACAUGGUCAAUUGCAGGUGUUUACGUUCGGAGCAGACACGGAGUGUAGGACUCUGAGGAGCAUUGCGUCAUGUAGCUCCAACUCCAGCGACGAGCUGCCUUGCAACGGCGGAGCCAUGUACUGGAGUUACACGGACAAAGUGGGUCUGAUCCCGAAGUACGCGCGCUUGGACCUGGCGACGGAGGAGAUCACGUCGGUCGAGUGCCGGCUGGUCGACAGACGGCCGGUCUUCUGCCAUCAUCCCUGGUGGCAGCGCCGUGAGCCAUGCAUCAUCGGAAUAAGGCGGUUGGUCGGAGAGUCAGAUGGCGGCUACUGGCCAAGUAAUAUGGACGCCAUGGCGCUUGACGUCGACGCCGUGAGCCUGCCGCAGGGGCGGCGCCUCCCGGGGCCCCAGGCCCUGCAACGGGGACACCUGCUGCUACAGGAGGAGAACGGGGAUCUGUACGCUCACAGGAUCGUCAGCAAAAGCGUUCACGGACUUGAACUUUUGUGCGAGAAACUGCUGAGCGGGAUUGGCGUGGAGGAGGAGCCGGCCGCUAAGAGGUCGCCGACCGGCCAGUUCGUUCCGGCUCAGGGUAGCAGACCGUCGUGGACACAGCAGGAUAUAAUAAGCACGUUCUCCUACGUCCCCACAGUAUCUCCUGCUCCCUUGGCACUGUAUUUAGGCACAGCCAUGAUCACUGCACUUGGUGCUUUGCACGUUCCACCUACAGCUGAGAAGUUGCACAAUCUUAAACACGAAUGA